This is a messenger RNA of Lecanosticta acicola, 513 nucleotides long. The record is from the annotation of a GenBank genome assembly. Lineage: Eukaryota; Fungi; Ascomycota; Dothideomycetes; Mycosphaerellales; Mycosphaerellaceae.
AUGCCGAGCCAUGUGUCGCCGGCCACGUGGACGCCAGUUCCGUUGCCAUUCUCACGCCCAGCCGCAUCUGACAUCCCAAACGCAAGUGAAAUCCGAGCAUGCCCUGCCGAAAUACACAGCCGCAGCGGCACCCGCAUCGUCGCAUUCCCGUACUACUUGGUGAAAUAUGGAACGUCAACAAACACCAGAGAAGGGCAAGCUCUGCUGUAUCUCGAGGCCUGUGUGCACAAUGUUCCGGCACCACGUUUGAACGCAAUGUUCCAGGACUCGGAUGAGACCUUUAUUGUUAUGGAUCGCAUCCCUGGUCAGACUCUCGACGAAGCAUGGGAAGGUCUCUCGGAGGCCGAAAAGGAUGGAAUCACAGCAGAACUCAAGGUCGUGUUCGAUGAGAUGCGCCACCAGCCAUGUCCUUGGACGGACCAUUUCGGAGCUCUCGAUGGAGGGCCUAUGCCAUAUUUCCUCUUCACUUCCCACGAGGGAGACACCGGUAUCACUGGUCCCUUCAAGGACUAA